AUGCGUGUGUGUUUUCUACCAAUGUCGACAGAUUUCGACGCCUGUGUUGCUCGCACCAAACAAGGUAUCUCUUCCAGCAAAAAGUCGACUAGCAGUAUUUCGAAAGACAUGCUGAAGUGCUUGAAAAGUACAAAGUGCUUCGCGUUUUUCAAACCCCGAAGGCAGUGCAGCAUUCUACCCAGCUUCAUGCGAAGAGGCAUUUCGAUGAAGCGACUGGAGAGUGUGGUGACAGCAGAGAUUCUCAGCGUUCGCUGCCAAUUCACGUCCUACACUUCACACUUUAAUACGGCCCAAACCCUUCACCCCGCAAUGUCUCAUGAGCUGACGUUCUGGAGCCCGACGAUUGUGGUGGUCGUGACUGCUUCGACAAUUUCUUCCAGAACAGGGAACACAGAACAAAACCUGAGCAUUCUUCAUGCGAUUUUAGCUAAGCUGAGAGGUGCUACUCAGCUCGAAAGCGUCACUGCGUUUGUGCCAACUACCGCACAAGACCUUGACAAGCACUGCUACACCACUGGUUCGUUUUUUUCGGCGAUCACAACUGACAAGAAUGGGUACCUGACACCAGACACGCACAAUUGGCAGGCGGCAAAACAACAGCGGGUAACCGGUGGGACUAGGGUCUGUCUGACACACCUCGUUCUCGAAGCCCGCUACAAUUUGGAGAAGGAGUGUGUACUGUUAACGGGAGGCAACCUCGACACAUCCCAUGUGACCUUGACAUUUGGACACGACGACUUCCCGCCAGUGGUCGCUGUGUCGCCAUGGCAACGACGCUCAGCCGAUUCCAGAUAUUGCCAGUCGUGGUGUUCGCUUGUGUUGCUCAAAUAUCUGACCACGCAGCCGGAAUUGUCUCUGUUGUGGACGUGA
This is a messenger RNA of Mesocestoides corti, 870 nucleotides long. Lineage: Eukaryota; Metazoa; Platyhelminthes; Cestoda; Cyclophyllidea; Mesocestoididae. The record is from the annotation of a GenBank genome assembly.